Messenger RNA from Pollicipes pollicipes, 5160 nucleotides. RefSeq names its product fibrillin-3. Gene Ontology annotation, molecular function: calcium ion binding. The transcript has 28 exons. Lineage: Eukaryota; Metazoa; Arthropoda; Thecostraca; Pollicipedomorpha; Pollicipedidae. Bases 58 to 4353 code for a protein of 1431 amino acids. The record is from RefSeq and is a predicted model, not a curated record.
ACGGCCGCCGCCGCUGACGGCACCGGCUGCAGCGCCCGCUCCUACCGCCGCAUCGUCAUGACGUCGGCCGCCGCGCUGCUGCUGCUCGCCGCCCUCUGCGCGGGGCUGAACACGGCGUCAGGAGCCGUGGAGCCGACGUUCGAGCACUGCUGCCGGCUGGGCUCGCGCAGCGCCCGGGACGGCCGGGUCUGUGUGGUCAGUUCGACGCCCGUGCCGGAUGUGGCCGCCGAGGAGCAGGCCAUGUGCGCUGCCGUGCGCGCCAUCUGCUGCAGCAGGAAACAACGGCAGAUGAGAUGUUCGGCCGGCACGGAGGCGGCCAAAAACCAGCAGCCGUGCCAGCUGCAGAGGAGCGCGCCCAGCCAGGUUUUCUACAAGGACUGCUGUGAGGGCUGCAAGCUGGGCCUGCUGGUGGGGCCCAUGGGCAUGGGCUGCUCAUUCACGCGCUUCAAGUUCGGCCACCCGUGGGAGAACAGCUUUCUGUCGUGCUGCAGCGACCGCUCGCCGGUGGACCCUGUCAUCCCAUCGCUGCGGCCCACUCUGCCCGACGGCUCACAGCACGUGGUUGAGUCAGACUCGGAGAACAUCUGUGACCUGUUCGUGGGUCAGCUGUGCGCUCAUCUCUGCGUUUCCGUACCUGGAUCUUACCGCUGUGAAUGUCGGCCGGGCUUCGCACUCGGCCCUGACGCCAAGUCCUGCACCCUGGACCCGGGCCGUGACAGGUGUCAGGAAAACAACCCAUGCGGCGACAUCUGCACAGACACGGGCGUGGAUGUGCGCUGCUCGUGUCGGCCGGGCUUCCAGCUGGCGCCAGACCAGGUCAACUGUCUCGACGUGGACGAGUGCCUGACGCGCGUGCACGAGUGCCGGCCUGGCCACAUAUGCUUCAACGAGCCGGGCGCGUACGGCUGCCUGGACCGCGUCAGCCGAGAGGUGUACCGGCCUGGACCGGCGGCGCCCGACCAGGCGCGUGCCACCGACGGCCGCGACCCGGAUACCGAAGACGGCGAGAGUGUCUGCCCAGAAGGUUACACUUUAAAUCAGGCCAACAAACUAUGCGAUGACGUGGACGAGUGCGCCGACCCGAGCUCGUGCGGCGACAAGGCCUGCCAGAACUCCGUCGGCAGCUUCCAGUGCAUUGCGCAGAUCAGCCCCUGCCCGACCGGCUUCGUCUUCAAUCCCAACCUGCAGACCUGUGUCGACAUCGACGAGUGCCUGGAGGGGACGUCCACCUGCGACCCCACGUCCGAGUUCUGCGUCAACACGCAGGGCAGCUUCACGUGCCAGACGCGCCGUGGACCACAGGACUGUCCAGCCGGCUACAAGUACGACCAGACGACCACCACCUGCCUAGAUGUGGACGAGUGUGGCGAGCAGAUCGACGGCUGCAGCCCGGACUCGGAGGUUUGCCGUAACACCGUCGGUGGCUAUGAGUGCGAUGUCAAGUGUGAGAGCGGCUUCAGCUACAGCGUGGCCUCGCGCUCCUGCGUCGAUGUGGACGAGUGUGCCGAGCGGCUCGACAACUGCCAGGCGAGCGAGACCUGUCAGAAUGUGCCGGGCGGGUUCCGGUGCCGCCUGCGGGCCCGCUGUCCGCCCGGCUACCGACCCAGCCUGCUGUACGGAGUCGACUGCGAGGACAUUGACGAGUGUGACGAGCGGCUAGACAACUGUUCGCGCAGUGAGGGUCAGAUCUGCCAGAACACCGAGGGCGGCUUCAACUGCAUCAUACGCUGCCAGGCGGGCUAUCGCUUCUCGCCGGCCGCCGGGGCGUGCGCAGAUAUCGACGAGUGUGCCGACGGCCUGAGCAACUGCACAGCGGCCAGCACCUGCGUCAACACUGAAGGGGGCUUCUCAUGCCGGCCAAACUGCCCGGCCGGCUUCAGACCCACAGUCAGCGGAGGCUGUGACGACAUUGACGAGUGUGCUGAGGGUACGGACAACUGUCGGCUGGGCCAGACGUGCAGCAACCGGCCGGGCUCCUUCAGCUGCGUGGCCAACACCACCUGCGACGCCGGCCUCCAAUACUCCUACGCCAGCCGGAAGUGCGAGGACGUUGAUGAGUGUGCGGCCGGCACGCACGGCUGCAACCUGCGCACGCACACGUGUACCAACACCGUGGGCAGCUUCACUUGCAUCGCGCGGCUGCCAGCCUGCCGUUCCGGCUACCGCUACAGCAGCGUGCUGCGGGAGUGCGUCGACAUCGACGAGUGUAAGGAGGGCACGGCCACCUGCAACACGGCGCUCGAGUACUGUGUCAACACGAUCGGCGACUUCCAGUGCAACAAGCGUAUCGACCCGAUCCAGUGCGCCACUGGCUUCCAGCUGAACCCCGUCACGGGCAUCUGCGAAGACGUGGACGAGUGCGCCGAACAGCUGGAUUCGUGCCCGCCACUGCUACAGUGCGUCAACAUCCGCGGCAGCUUCACCUGCAGUCGCAGCUCCUACAACCGCACCCAGCCGGGCCGGCGCCCCCACCGGCUCGACGACCGCUGUCCGGCCGGCUUCAAGUUCCUGGCCGGCCGCUGCCGCGACAUCGACGAGUGCGCCGAGGGCACACACCUGUGCAACCGUGCCACCGAGCGAUGCGUCAAUGAGGAGGGCGGCUAUCGCUGCCGGGAAGCGCGUGCGCCACCGGAGCCGCCGCGCGGCUCCACCGACUGCGACGAUGGCUUCCGCUUGUCCACGACCUUCGGCCGCUGCCUGGACGUGGACGAGUGCCGCGAGCAGCCGGGCGUCUGCGGGCCGCAGGGCGCCUGCGUCAACACCCGCGGCAGCUUCAGCUGCCAGUGCGAUCUCGGCUUCAAGAGUGACAAGGAGACGAAGCGCUGCGUCGACGUGAAUGAAUGUCAGCUGGACAUCCACAGCUGUGUGGACCAGCAGCGCUGCGACAACACCAUCGGCUCGUUCUCCUGUAUCCGCACCUCCGGCUGCGGCACCGGCUAUACGCUCAACUCGCAGCUGGGCAUCUGCGAGGAUGACGACGAGUGCGAGCUGGGGCGCGACAACUGCGCCAGCCUCGGCGCCAAAUGGGUGUGCAACAACAUCGAGGGUUCGUUCCGCUGCGUCAGGAAGCGCUGCAACUACGGCGAGAAGCUGACGGCGGACGGCCGCUGCGUGACGGUCGACUGUCGGCCCGGGUACCGGCCCGACCGGGCCGGACGGUGUCGCGACAUCGACGAGUGCGAGGGCGAGCCUUGCGGGGCCAACUCGCGCUGCACCAACACGCCCGGCAGCUACACGUGUGUCUCACUGCUCCAGUGCCGCACCGGCUACCAGCCGGCGGAGGACGGCACGGUCUGCGUUGACAUCGACGAGUGCAGCGAGGCUCGCAGCACGUGCACGGCUGACCAGACCUGCACCAACAAGCCAGGCGGGUACGAGUGCUCAUGCCAGACGGGCUACAUCAUCAACCGCUUCAACCAGUGCGAGGACGUCAACGAGUGUCUCACCUACGGUGACAAGGUGUGUGGAGGCAGCAGCCAGUGUGUGAACACGCCCGGAUCGUACCUCUGCCGCUGCUCGGAGGGCUACAAGCAGGGACCGAAUCCCCGCAUAUGCGUUGACAUGGACGAGUGCGAGGAGCGGCCGGGUAUUUGCCACCAAAAGUGCCACAACACAUGGGGCUCGUACAAGUGCGCCUGCAACGAUGGCUACCGGCUGCACACGGACAAGCGGAACUGUGUGGACGUGGACGAGUGCGAGGAGGCGCGACAGCUCAGCUACGGUAGCCUCUGCAUCGGUCUUUGCGUCAACGAACCCGGCAGCUUCCGCUGCGAGUGUCCGCAAGGCUAUGUGCUCGGGCCGGAGUCGCGGCAGUGUCAGGACAUCAACGAGUGCUCGAGCGGCAGCGUGUGCCGCGCCGACGAGGUGUGCCUCAACACGCGUGGCGGCUUCCGCUGCAACCGGAUCGACUGUCCACCCAACUACGAGCGCGACGACGCUCAUCGCAACCGGCAGGUGGAGGAGGACGGCUCGUACGUGUGCCGCAAGGUGUGUCGGCCCGGUGAUGCCGCCUGCCAGCGCAGCCGCACGCUGACGCAUAGUUACCAGUUCGUGGCGCUGGCCAGCCAGCCGGUGGUGCUGAGGCCGCGGCCGCUGACCACGCUCGGCGCGCUCGGCAGCCACGGCGGCCUCUUCACCACGCGCUUCCACCUCGCCAGUGGCAACGAGGAGAACUAUCUGCAGCUGCAGGAGAACCUGAUGGGGCCGCGCACAGGUACGCUGCUGCUGGUUCGGCCCGUGACCGGGCCUCUGACGCUGCGUGUCACCCUCACCAUGACCGUGUCCCGGCGGGGCCAGCUGCACACCGAGCACGUGGCCGUCGUCGAGGUGGACGUCGGCAGGUACGAGUUCUGAGCGUCGGGCCCGAUGCCGGGGUGCGGCUCUCGAGCGGGCCGCUCCGGACCGAGUGGCUGGCUCGGAUUGGCGGCCCACCCGACUCGCCGUGAUGGCAGACCGACGUGCGCGGCCAUCAGCGGAGCGCGGCAGAGAGGCAGUGCCAUGCAGGCAGGGGCGGGGGCGGGGGCGGAGCAGGCUCAGCGCCGGCGCGGCCCCCGCGGGCCGGGCGGAGUACAGAGGCUGUCGCCGCCCGCUCCCGCCGCGCCGCUCGAGAACGCUGCUUGACCUGCCUCGCUCCGAUCGAUUGGACCAGGCGGCCUGUAGCGGACUGGUGAGCCGCGCAGUGCGUGGUCGUCCGGCUCCGACGGAUCUGCUGCUGGUGACUCGAAGUGUACUUGUCGCAUAUAGCCGCUGGACUCUGCUGGGCUGCGGGAGUCGAAAAAAACAGAUAACGCGAUCGGGUAUGCACGCAUGCGUUGCUGAUGGCUCAUUAAGAGCCUAGUGUGUGGUUCCGUUCCAUCGCGCUGAUCUGCAGAUAGUGACGCAGUGGCGUGAUCGGGUAGGCAGCAACACUACAUCCAAUAGGCCCGUACCGCGCAGGUCACUGGGUAGUGUGCAUGUGACUGCAAAGCACAUUGUAUUGUUAAAACGUGCUAUCACCCAUUUCUAAAAUAGUUUUAAGUCGCUGUGGCACCAGUGUGCGCCCAAUUGCUUCCGUUGCAGAUUUCUUCCCCAGGUUUACUGGGCAACUUAUAAAAACCGCAUAAUGAGCAAGCAUGUGACGUAUUGAAUGUUAAGUUAAAAAUACACCACAAACAGAGUAAU